CGAACCAAACACGCUUCUGCUCUUCCAUCAACGAAGACUUGACGAUUGUUCGUCCUUCGACAUUGCGACGAUCAAGAUGAAGGACAGCCUCACGGAAGUACGACAACACGUCGAGGCGUGGUUGAUUGCUCUUUGCGGCGGGGCCGUCAUUUGGGGGCUAUAUGCAAGCACCACAGCUGCAAUGCGACAGUACCCUUGACUCCACGAGGGAUCACAGCAGCCGUUCGCUGUUUCAAUUGGCGCUCCAGAGCGACAUGGAUGUCGGUGACCUAUUUCAGGCAACUGGCUAGAGGUUCGCUCGAGCAUAAGACUCCGCGAGGCUCUUCUCAGUUGGAAUCUUUGGCCCCAAAACUUUGCGAGAACAGACAAUUUCAAAAUGGCCACUACCAUGGAGACUGAUCUCCAGCAGAGAUACACUCAACUACUCGAGCAACGAAUUGCUCAGCUUGAGGCACUAGUUAAUGCCCCUCCCAAGUCCCCUGAGGUGUCAAAAGUAGACGACAAAUCAGAGAACAAGACGGAAGCAAAUGGGGUUGCCACAGAGAAAGCAACUGGCACAGACACCAAAGAUAAAGGAACGGAGACUGAUGGCAAGAAAGAGGAUGAGACGAAGCCAACAAUCCGGUACCGAAACAUUCUUCGGAAAUGGGAUCGUAGCGCUGGAUCUCACAAAGACGAGGAUGUGAGCGCAGCCCUUUUGAAGAAAUCGGAUUCCAAAGAUAUUGCUUACACCUUUCGACGAGUGUACGAUCCAGAAACCGGAGAGAAGGGUGCUUUCUCUGAGUUGGAUAUUGAAGGAGAAGAACUGAGAGGGAUCCUGAAAAGUGUGAUUGACAACAAGUACCCUGGGAUCAAUUUCGAUGGAGAACUUGUCACUAUAGCUGCUCCUUUCUCACCCCUGGUUCACAAUUGGGACAAGCUUCAAAAGAAACUAGAAGACACGCCAGAAUCCCAAGCAACUAAAGAUCUGGCUCAUCUGCUAGGUCGUGUUCAAUCAGCCCCAGAGCUUGAGAAAUACUUCAAAACCCGUGCAGCGAACAUUAGUGCUCAAAUUACAACCUAUGAAACGCUUUGGACAUGUUUUGCCCCGAAGACCAAAAUCCUUGUCAAACCAUUCAUGAAUAUUCCUCAAAUAUUUGAGGUAUUGACAUCGCCAAUACCAUUUUCAAAUCCGGUCGAAUCCACCUUGGAUAUGUGGGCGUGGUGCUGGGACUGGAAUGGAAAGAAGAUGGUUCGAGUAUACUAUCAACUAAAAUUCGAAAGAUUCAGAGGUACAAAACCUAUCAACGAGCUUGAAUACUACCCUAUCGACUUCGAUCAAAACAAGGAGGAAGUUCUUAAGGACAUCAAGGCGCGCAGUGAGCGCUAUGUAAAGUGUACCCAGGUGAAGCGUGGGGCAAGUCAGAUGUUUACUUACCGAGGCGAUGCUUAUGGAGAUCGAAGGAAAGUAAUCGCUUCGGGAGAUGAUGGCGAAGACACGGAAGGUGGUGGCUCAAAACGAUACCAGAACGAGGAUUUGCUGGGAAAAGAGAAAUAUAGCCCAACAGUUGUCCCAGUCAAAGGAGAGUUCAUCUGCGAUGCCGCAGCUUUCCUCCAAUAUGGAACAGGCAGUCACGUGCUGGGUGAAUGGGAGGAGAGGUUCACUGAUGAAGAUCCUCGAGAGCCGGAUGGAACUCCAAUAAACCUGGAUAUACGUAAGGCCUUAGAAGACGACACGCAUCAGCUUUUCCCACCUCGACUUCUGGGCUAUGCAACCAGGGAGAAAAUGUGGGGACAGUUCUCUGUCGAACUCACGCAGACAGCUCCGAAUCGAGAUUUUAAACCAUUCAAGGAGGACCUACAAUUAGACCAAAGGUACAAGGAUAUGAUUGAAGCAUUAGUCGAUUCCCACGAAUCUUCCACCGCGGAGCUCGAGCAGCAGUUACAAGUGAAGGAUGUUGUCCAAGGCAAAGGCCGAGGACUGGUCCUCCUUCUUCACGGUCCACCAGGAGUCGGCAAGACUCUCACAGCAGAGACCAUCGCAACCGCAACAGGAAAACCACUCUUCAUCGUCAGCGUGGCAGAGAUCGGACUAGACCCCUCUCGCGCAGAACGCAACCUUGAGAAACUCUUCAACCUCGCUAGCAAGUGGGAAGCUAUCUUGCUAGUCGAUGAAGCCGAUGUGUUCCUCGAAACCCGAGGGGCGGCUUCGAGUGCCGGCAGGAACGCCCUAGUUUCCGUGUUACUUCGAGUCUUGGAGUACUACCAAGGGAUCAUCAUCUUGACGACUAAUCGGAUCAAGUCCAUCGAUGUCGCAGUCAUCUCACGUAUUCAUUUAGCAAUUCGAUACACGGACUUGACUGAGCCUCAAAUGCGCAAGAUCUUUGCGUUCUUUUUGGACCAACUGAUGCCUCAGUGGAUUGAUGACAGAUCCAGGAUCGAUGACUUUGUCAAUGAUUACGCGUAUCAGUUCAAGCUGAAUGGAAGGCAGAUCCGUAAUGUAGUGUCGGGAGCGCUGGCAUCGGCUAGACAUGGUGCUGCUAAGAAGAAGGGGAGUGGCUUGCUAACCUUUAGACAUUUGAAAGACGCUUGUGAGAUGACGAGGGAGUUUGAGGAGCAGUUGAAAGAGAAUACGAUGGCACAGCGUUACAAUAACGAGGCAGGAAAGUGAUGUGGGACGUUAAGGGGCGCGUAGGAUCUCACGUGUAAUAUUGUUCAGUGUCACGGAUAACAGAACGAACAUUUGAGCUCUUCUUCGAAGCAGCGGAGGUCAUUAUGUUUUUCCCCAUUACUUGCAGUUUCUACUUCCAUACUUUCAAGUAUCAAGUUUUACCUCCCGGACUGACCAACUUUGGUCGGG
This is a messenger RNA of Mollisia scopiformis, 2839 nucleotides long. Its product is annotated as P-loop containing nucleoside triphosphate hydrolase protein. Gene Ontology annotation, molecular function: ATP hydrolysis activity; ATP binding. The coding region runs from base 377 to 2650 and encodes 757 amino acids. The record is from RefSeq and is a predicted model, not a curated record. The transcript is spliced from 6 exons. NCBI's taxonomy places the organism in Eukaryota, Fungi, Ascomycota, Leotiomycetes, Helotiales, Mollisiaceae.